CGGACAGAUGUGCUAAAAUGACUUUCUACAGGAGGUCUGAGAUGGAUGAUCUGGUGUUUGCCGGGAGUCUGAUAGAAGAGAUCAACCAGGUGGACAAGAGGGUUGGAUGUUUCUCUCAGUGUCAGUGGCGGGUGAGGUGUAACCUGGUCUUGUACAACCCGCUCACUAGGAAGUGUAGAUUGUACACUGAAGCCUUUAGCUCGAGCAGUGACGGCACAGUUGAUACUGGAUGGCAGUACUAUGGAGUUUCCUGUGCCAACUAUAAACUUGAAAAUGCACGUGUAGAUGUUGACGUCAUCAAUGCUGACCCUAAAGAUGUCUGCAACACCAACAUCAUUGCCUCCGACGACAACACAUCUUCCUGUUAUACCGGUGCAUCAUGGGAAGUGGUGCCAGUCAAGUGUGUGUCGUGUUAUAUAGGCACGGCACGACCGUCCAUGGUGGGUUCAUAAUGAUGACUGGUUUGUCUUUAUUGUCGACAAUGAUAAACAAAACAAGGUUGAACUCCAUUUAAAUAUGUAUUCCUUGAUCCCAAAUCGAUCAAUGUUGUCUAUAUAAG
Molecule: messenger RNA, 559 nt
Organism: Haliotis rufescens (red abalone)
Lineage: Eukaryota; Metazoa; Mollusca; Gastropoda; Lepetellida; Haliotidae
Exons: 2
Coding region: 18-452 (144 amino acids)
Source: RefSeq, a predicted model, not a curated record